Molecule: messenger RNA, 4414 nt
Organism: Artibeus jamaicensis (Jamaican fruit-eating bat)
Lineage: Eukaryota; Metazoa; Chordata; Mammalia; Chiroptera; Phyllostomidae
Gene: G3BP2
Product: G3BP stress granule assembly factor 2
Exons: 13
Coding region: 266-1714 (482 amino acids)
Cellular component (GO): ribonucleoprotein complex; cytosol
Molecular function (GO): mRNA binding
Source: RefSeq, a predicted model, not a curated record
GCCCUGCAGGCUAGAAACGAUCCGGGUAGAGUGUGUGUUUUGGCUCGCCGGCUGUUAGGUUGUCGCCGAGCAGGACAUACUGCAACCUGUCAAAUCUCGGGUCGUAUUUCGUUGAGUCGAAAGUGAAAUUUUCCUUCGGCCGACGUGACAGAGAGGGGAAGAGAAGGAGAAAGAGAGAGGAACAUCAGUGUGUGGUUGCCCCUCAACGUUCUCCUAACUGGGCACCUGGCUAGCAACCCAGCAUUUGACAUUGUGCAGCAAAGAAAUGGUUAUGGAGAAGCCCAGUCCGCUGCUUGUAGGGCGGGAGUUUGUGAGGCAAUAUUAUACUUUGCUGAAUAAAGCUCCAGAAUAUUUACACAGGUUUUAUGGAAGGAAUUCUUCCUAUGUUCAUGGUGGAGUAGAUGCUAGUGGAAAGCCCCAGGAGGCUGUUUAUGGCCAAAAUGAUAUACACCACAAAGUAUUAUCUCUGAACUUCAGUGAAUGUCAUACCAAAAUUCGUCAUGUGGAUGCUCAUGCAACCUUAAGUGAUGGAGUAGUUGUCCAGGUCAUGGGUUUGCUGUCCAACAGUGGACAACCAGAGAGGAAGUUUAUGCAAACCUUUGUUCUGGCUCCCGAAGGAUCUGUUCCAAAUAAGUUUUACGUUCACAAUGACAUGUUUCGUUAUGAGGAUGAAGUAUUUGGUGAUUCUGAACCAGAACUUGAUGAAGAAUCAGAAGAUGAAGUAGAAGAGGAACAAGAAGAAAGGCAGCCAUCUCCAGAACCUGUACAAGAAAACACUAAUAGUGGAUACUAUGAAGCUCACCCUGUGACUAAUGGCAUAGAGGAGCCUUUGGAAGAAUCCUCUCAUGAACCCGAACCUGAACCAGAAUCUGAAACUAAGACUGAGGAGCUGAAACCACCUGUGGAAGAGAAGAACUUAGAAGAAUUAGAGGAGAAGUCUACUUCUCCUCCUCCUGCUGAACCUGUUUCUCUGCCACAAGAACCACCAAAGGCUUUCUCCUGGGCUUCAGUGACCAGUAAAAACCUGCCUCCUAGUGGUACUGUUUCUUCCUCUGGAAUUCCACCCCAUGUUAAAGCACCAGUCUCACAGCCUAGAGUUGAAGCUAAACCAGAAGUUCAGUCUCAGCCACCUCGUGUACGUGAACAGCGACCUAGAGAACGACCUGGUUUCCCUCCUAGAGGACCCAGACCAGGCAGAGGAGAUAUUGAACAGAAUGAAUCUGACAACCGUAGAAUAAUUCGCUAUCCAGAUAGUCAUCAACUUUUUGUUGGUAACUUGCCACAUGAUAUUGAUGAAAAUGAACUGAAAGAGUUCUUCAUGAGUUUUGGAAACGUUGUGGAACUUCGCAUCAAUACCAAGGGUGUUGGGGGAAAGCUUCCAAAUUUUGGUUUUGUGGUUUUUGAUGACUCUGAACCAGUUCAGAGAAUCUUAAUUGCAAAACCAAUUAUGUUUCGAGGGGAAGUGCGUUUAAAUGUGGAAGAGAAAAAAACAAGAGCUGCAAGAGAGCGAGAAACUAGAGGUGGUGGUGAUGAUCGCAGGGAUAUCAGGCGCAAUGAUCGAGGUCCUGGUGGUCCACGUGGAAUAGUAGGUGGCGGAAUGAUGCGUGACCGAGAUGGAAGAGGACCUCCUCCAAGAGGUGGCAUGGCACAAAAACUUGGCUCUGGAAGAGGAACCGGGCAGAUGGAAGGCCGCUUCACAGGACAGCGUCGCUGAACCCCACUGUUCACAAAGUCUUGGCAGUGGUACAUUACUCAUCGUGUUUGCAUUCUUGUUAAAUUUUUUUUUGGCUUUGGAAUGUGACACAGCCUUUUUGAUCAUUUCUUUGAUGUGAAAAGCAUCUUUUGGUUAUGAGUUAAAUUGAGGUGGACAUUAUUUCCCCAAUUUUACACCAGGAUUCACAUUGUUAAUUUAUAAAUCUAGACUUGGAGAAUUAAGGACUGAGGAAUGACCAUAUCUUAAACUAUCUUCAUCAAAAUGAACUUUUUAAAAGGACAUGCCCAACUGAAUUCAGGUCCUUUGAGUCAAAAAAAAAAAUCUUCUGCUGCACAUUUUGUUUAAGUGUUACUGUUUCUGCUUAUUAAUGUUGGAAACACAAAUAGUGCAAUUGGAGAAUCUUGCCUUUUUUUCUUGGCUCCCCCCAAAAUAACAGAAACUUGUUAUGCACUCAUCAAAAUGCACUAAUGGGUACUCUGAACUCAUUACCAUUGACAUCGGCAACAGGGGGAAAAAUCUUUCAUCCUUUUUUCCAGUACAGAAUAAUUUGUGAGUGAUGAGGGCAUUUUAUCUGCUUGCUGUGACCAGCGUCUGUACACAUAAACCUUAACGAGACUACAAGUAUAUUCCCAAGGAAAUAAUUUAGUUUGAACUAAAUAACAAAAAUCAGAACUUCAAAUGCUGUGGUCUUGAAUAGUAGACCAGAUUUAGUAGCUCCAUAUCUAAGAUUUUUCUACCUGCCCCUCUUCAGUACAGGGAUGGCUGGCUGCUCAACACACUCCUCCUCCCCUUUUUCCUUUCUUUAAGCUGUGUACAGUGAAAAUUGUCUUUACUGUAUUUUUGUUCUCUGGUAAUGUAAUAAGCAUGAUGGUGCCUUCUAUUAAUAAAUCAUUCCAGUCUUGCUGGUAAUUUUGUACAGUAUAGUGUAUGAAUUGCUGUGCUGCAAAGCCAAACAGCUGCAAAAUGUUGAAAAAUCAUUGAAGUGUAUAAAAAUUGCAGUAUCUUUAAAAUUAGUAAAAUUGAGUAGCAUAUGAUUUACUUGGUUCGUUAGUUAACCGCUUUAUGUUUUCUGUGGGAGGGAGUCUGUGUUUGGGAGGGAGAGGCAAGGAGGAAGUCAGGUAUUUGAGUGAGUCUCUCUGUUGACUUUUCUCUUAGCAUGAAUGUGAACGCUGAAGUUAUCAAUUGAGAGGUGCUUGGAAAAGUCAGUCAACUUUGAUGUACAUUUUUAGUGACAUUUUAAAAGCAGUCAGAUUUCAUAAAUGGCAAGUAAACCUGAAGUGAGGAUACUGCAAUUUUCAGAGAAAAGAACAGCAGCUCUUUAAGUGUUCACAUUUUCUAUUUGGGGGCAGGGAACUGUCAUUCAUUUUGCACAAUUCUUGAACUGAUGUCAGCACCCGAGUGGCUCUGAAUUUAAGUCUGGGACGACAUCUUUUAUUUUUACAUGAAUCUCUAAACAAUUCUGUGAGCAGAGUUUGUAGCUGCUGGAUUAUUGUCUGUCUUUAUAGCAAGUUCUGGUAAACCACAAGUAUGGCAAAGGAUAUUCAAUGUUGUGCUUGAAAUAUUUGGUACAAACCAGUUUCUGAUGUUUCAAGCUAGGAGUGGGGUAAAUAAGUGUGACCACUUAAAGCUGCUUGUUAACAUGGAAGACUUCUCCAUUCUGUCUUGGUAAAAACAAAAAUGCACUUGACAUAGUAGAGCAAACUGGUUUUGAAUUGUGAAAACUGUUUGCUAUUUAGUAAACUAGCAAAUGAUGCGCAUACUUUGUCUUUCAUGUACUGGGCAAUAUAGGUGAAAUUAAAUCUCCCUUUUUUUCCUUUGAAUGAGGUCUUCCAUGUUUGAGGAAAAGUCUUGCACUAUUGCAUAUAUUUGGGGGACACAUAUCUAAGAGUUUCCAUUUGAGGGGGCUUAAUUAAGGAUUUUUCUUUUUCCUGUUUAAGACACUUUUUUACACUUUCUGAUGUAUAGUACUUGAAGUUCUUAGUAGAAAAUUAAUUUUGAGUUUUGAAGCCUUUAUUCAAACUACUUCUAAAUGAGUGGUUUAUUGUUAGUGUUUUUUAUAGUAUAUUUUUCCUUUACUCUUAUUUCUUCACAUUAUAUAUAUAUAUAUAUGUAUGUAUGUAUAUAUAUAUAAUUUCAAAUCCAGGAUAUUGCCCUGCCGCUCAUGAAAACUGUUCUGACACCAAAAGUAAUGGCAGAUGUUAAGUGUAAUAGAAAAAUAGAGCAAAGAGCCAUUCAGCUUCAGUCUUUACGUACCAUGAAUACAUUAAAACAUCACAUGGAGAAGUUUACAUGGUGAUUGUUCACCCUGCCGUACUGUGGACCUUUAACAUUUUGUCCUCUUUUCAGUGAACCAGAGUAAAAAUAUUCAUCUACCCUUACUGUUUUUGCUGGGUUUUUGGUUGUUGUUAUUGUUGUUUUGUUUUUGUGUUUUUGUUUUUAUUUGUUGUUUUGUUUGGUUUUUUUUUUUUUUUUUUUUGAUGGUAAUAUUCUAUCCUUAUGACACUAUUGCAACCAAAUUGGCUUUACCAUCUUGGCUUUAGUAGGUAUAGGAGACAACGGAUUACCAUCUUUAUUGCUGUAAUGUGUUAAGCAUUAUAUGCUAGUAGAAUCUAGUUUAAUUGUUUCAGGUGGAAAGUAUUUUUUCAGUUUCCAUUUUGAAUGUGUUUGGACUAAACAAACAAUAAACUACUGAUGUCUGCA